CCUUGCAAUGAAUCUAUCGCAUUGAAAGGCAGGCUCUUUAAACACAUGCACAGACAACUCAGCAUAUGCUACUAAGCACUUUGUUGAUAUUUAUUGUAGGCGUCGCACAUGUACUAAGAGUGGGUCUGCUGGCUUAGAGUCUAAAGGGUGAACAGCAAAGAUCACACACACAGCUCCCAGACAAGAUGAUGAACGGAUUUUCCACCGAAGACUUACACCGGGAAACCGGAUCAGAGCUGGCCUCCCCGACUGCAGCAGUGACACCCGUCACGGGUGUGGGUCCCACUAAUGGGCAGCUCUGCUGUCUGAGGGAUGAAGGAGAGAGGUGCAGCCGACCUGCGGGCAAUGCCAGCUUCAGCAAGAGGAUCCAGAAAAGCAUUGCCCAGAAAAAAGUCAAGAUUGACUUGGACAAAACAGCAAGGCAUCUGUAUAUUUGUGAAUUCCAUAAGAGCACAAUUCAGAGUUUAAGAAACAAAAGGAAAAGGAAAGGCAGUGAUGAUGACGGUGGUGAUUCCCCAAUCCACGACACUGAUAUACCUGAGGUGGACCUAUUCCAGCUGCAAGUAAACACCCUAAGAAGGUAUAAGAGGCAUUUCAAACUGCAAGCAAGACCUGGACUGAAUAAAGCACAGCUUGUUGAAAUAAUUGGCUGCCAUUUCAGGUCACUCCCAGUGAAUGAAAAGGACACCUUAACGUAUUUCAUCUGCUCUGUGAAGAAUGACAAAAGCAAGACAGAUCACAAAUCUGAUGGUGGGCUUCAUUAGAGUUCAUCCAUGCUGUACAUUUUUGGACUUUACAAAAAAAAAAAGUGCUUGUAAAUAAAACUAGAUGUUAUUUUAGUACUUGAUGUGGGACCUGUAUUGGUUGAAGUACAGCAAAUUCACUUUUCUUUCCUGAAAUGUAAAUUUUAGAAGGAUAUUUCUGUUGUUCCUAUCUAUAUAUGGUUUAUGGAAUGAACAGUUCAUGUCUAGGAACAUUCCGAGCACCAUAAUCACCUCAGGCUGCUAUAGUUAUGUCAGUGGUGCUGUAGAGCACACGUCCCUAGCCCCCGGGCCACAGACCGGCGCUGGACCGCAGAAGCUUUCACUCAAACUAUACUGUGGGAUGAAAGCUUUUGCGGACAGUCAAUAAAUUGCAGCGAGAUAUUUCCCCAGUGCUAUGAUCUUAUGAUCAGAGCACCGGUAAAUGUGCCUCCCUCUCCCUUACUGAAUCUGCAGGACCAGAGGGGAGAUCAGAGAUCUCCCUCUCCGGCCCGCUUGCAGUGUACUGCUGGCAGGAGAGGGAGAGAGGACCUGGGGGAGCUCUAACCUGCAGCUCCGCCGGGUUCUCUCUCGCGUGCUCGGAGCGCUGCCACGGUUACCACGGCAAUGCUUGGAAUCUCGCGAGAGUGAAAUCUAGCAGCCUCAGAGGCUCAUUCUCACGACCUGGACCACCAGGGCUUCCCCACUGGACCAUCAGGGAUUGCAGGAAAUGUCCUUCCUCCCAUGCAAAGGUAAGCAGGUAGGGGGGAUAUCAAGAUUACCAUUUUUCUUUUAAUUAUAAAAAUAUAUAUUUAUUAAUCUAUCCUCCAUCCCCACAGACCCACAAUAAUUUUCCCUUAUACACACACACACUGCAUCCCUCACACAUACCAUUGGGUUUUAUUUCUGGCUGAUGCCGGUCCGAGAAAUAUUUAUCCUCAUUUUGCCAGUCUCCGGGUGCUAAAGGUUGCAGAACAUUGCUGUAGAGCAUAUCUGAUAAGCAGUCAAACUGUUUUAGUAUGGCUCGACAACUUAUCUGGGUCUCGUCACGUGCCCACAGCCGCAGUCCCUGCUUCCAGUCUUCUGCAGGAGAAUACAGUAAGCAUGACAUAACUAAGCAAGGCCAUGCAGGGCCGCUUUCACUGGCUUAAACAGCUCAACUGAUGCUCUGCGCCAAUACCUGUGCUUACCUCUGUAAAACAAACUGGAUACUUCUAGAGGAGAAGACUGGAAGUAGAGGGCUGCGGCCGUGGGCCCUAGCAGGACCCAGAUAAGUUGUUAAACCGUACUAAAAUGGUUUGACUUCAUACCACUGGACAGCGCCAGAGCUCUUGUGACACCACAACCGCUACAACGGAUUUGAGUGGUUAUGGUGCUUGGAGCGUUCCUAUAUCUGAAGCAAUGACUAGUGUGAAUAAUUAAGUUAAAAACAUUUAACAGAACUUACAUUAAAGAAUGUUGUAUAUUUUAAAUCAUAAUGUUUGUUUUUAAGAGACCAGUUCCGCUUUCAAACAUUGAUCUGGAAUAAUCUGAACCUUAUGUUGUGGACAAAGCAUUUCGCCAGUGUAAAUUAUAAGAUGUACAACUCUUUACAUCCGCUUGGUAUUAAUAAACCGAUGUGAGGAAUAUUUACUCA
Pelobates fuscus (common spadefoot toad) is the source of this 2376-nucleotide messenger RNA. It is a transcript of the gene SAP30, whose product is annotated as Sin3A associated protein 30. Lineage: Eukaryota; Metazoa; Chordata; Amphibia; Anura; Pelobatidae. Gene Ontology annotation, cellular component: histone deacetylase complex. Gene Ontology annotation, biological process: regulation of DNA-templated transcription. The record is from RefSeq and is a predicted model, not a curated record. Gene Ontology annotation, molecular function: protein binding; transcription coregulator activity. The transcript has 4 exons. Bases 186 to 764 code for a protein of 192 amino acids.